AUGCCUGUCAAGGCGCAUUUCAACUCGAUUUUCGCUAGUCAAUUUUCCAACCUCUAUACAAGUAUUACAGGAUGUCUGAAUCCGAACACGCCAAACGUUCGGAAUCAGAUGACACAAGCGAAAACCCAGAUGUGGAACAGACGAAUCCCCAGCCCGAGUCAGACCAGCUGUCGAAGAUCGACAGAAAACUUACGCAAGUUCAAGUCCGCACACUCGAUCUCCAUUCCAUUAAGGACAAAGUCGACACAAUGCACGUGCGUUCACUCACCUUUCCUUACUAAUCCUUAG
Haemonchus placei is the source of this 288-nucleotide messenger RNA. NCBI's taxonomy places the organism in Eukaryota, Metazoa, Nematoda, Chromadorea, Rhabditida, Trichostrongylidae. The record is from the annotation of a GenBank genome assembly.